AUGCCCCGCGCCGUCUCCCUGGACACGGUUCCAAACAGCCGUGGCCCGCGGUGUCUGUCGCUCGGUGGGUGUGGUUGCCCCUAGUUUGAGGCCUGCCCGAUUACCCGCAAGACUUGGGCAGCCCCGGGCGCCGCUCCGACCACGACAGGGAAAGGUAAAGCGAACUGUGCUCCUUGGGGCUAGCCAGGCUCCCCUGCGAGGGGGAAGGUAAUGGUUUCAAGCUGCCCGGGCUGGGUUCCGAAUCUCUAGGACGCCAUGGCUGCGAUCUCCUCGCUUUCCUGGACGUCUUACCUCCGGAUGUACUCCAGUCUCAGUGCCCCUCAAUAAACGUUAACCUGCUUUGCCAAAAUGUAAAUGUUUAAAAAGGAACCUUAAUCUCAUCUUUAAAAUAAGGAGAAUUACUGGGUGACCUGAAGGACCCUUUUCAGCUGGAAAGUCUGAACUGACCAACACUGGAUGAAUGUGACCAUUUCUUAGGAGACUGGAAUGUUAAGUUUCUAUAAAUGAAUGAACCAGUUCUCUCUUGUUUGGAGCAAUGCUGAAAUUCCAAGAGGCAGCUAAGUGUGUGAGUGGAUCAACAGCCAUUUCCACUUAUCCAAAGACCUUGAUUGCAAGAAGAUACGUGCUUCAACAAAAACUUGGCAGUGGAAGUUUUGGAACUGUCUAUCUGGUUUCAGACAAGAAAGCCAAACGAGGAGAGGAAUUAAAGGUACUUAAGGAAAUAUCUGUUGGAGAACUAAAUCCAAAUGAAACUGUGCAGGCCAAUUUGGAAGCCCAGCUCCUCUCCAAGCUGGACCACCCAGCCAUUGUCAAGUUCCAUGCAAGUUUUAUGGAGCAAGAUAAUUUCUGCAUUAUCACGGAGUACUGUGAGGACCUCUCCAAGGAGAACUACAAACCACUGCUCAAUGAAAUAAAAGAGGAUACAAACAAAUGGAAGAACAUUCCAUGCUCAUGGGUAGGAAGAAUCAAUAUCGUGAAAAUGGCCAUACUGCCCAAGGGCCGAGAUCUGGACGAUAAAAUUCAGGAAUAUAAACAAGCUGGAAAAAUCUUUCCAGAAAAUCAAAUAAUAGAAUGGUUUAUCCAGCUGCUGCUGGGAGUUGACUACAUGCAUGAGAGGAGGAUACUUCAUCGAGACUUAAAGUCAAAGAAUAUAUUUCUGAAAAAUAAUCUACUUAAAAUUGGAGAUUUUGGAGUUUCUCGACUUCUAAUGGGAUCCUGUGACCUGGCCACAACUUUAACUGGAACUCCCCAUUAUAUGAGUCCUGAGGCUCUGAAACACCAAGGCUAUGACACAAAGUCAGACAUCUGGUCACUGGCAUGCAUUUUGUAUGAGAUGUGCUGCAUGAAUCAUGCAUUCGCUGGCUCCAAUUUCUUAUCCAUUGUUUUAAAAAUUGUGGAAGGUGACACACCUUCUCUCCCUGAGAGAUAUCCAAAAGAACUAAAUGCCAUCAUGGAAAGCAUGUUGAACAAGAAUCCUUCAUUAAGACCAUCUGCUAUCGAAAUUUUAAAAAUCCCUUACAUUGAUGAGCAGCUACAGAACCUAAUGUGUAGAUAUUCAGAAAUGACUCUGGAAGACAAAAAUUUGGAUUGUCAGAAGGAGGCUGCUCAUAUAAUUAAUGCCAUGCAAAAAAGGAUCCACCUGCAGACUCUGAGGGCACUGUCAGAAGUACAGAAAAUGACGCCAAGAGAAAGGAUGCGGCUGAGGAAGCUCCAGGCGGCUGAUGAGAAAGCCAGGAAGCUGAAAAAGAUUGUGGAAGAAAAAUAUGAAGAAAAUAGCAAACGAAUGCAAGAAUUGAGAUCUCGGAACUUUCAGCAGCUGAGUGUUGACGUACUCCAUGAAAAAACACAUUUAAAAGGAAUGGAAGAAAAGGAGGAGCAACCUGAGGGAAGACUUACUUGUUCACCCCAGGACGAGGAUGAAGAGAGGUGGCAAGGCAGGGAAGAGGAAUCUGAUGAACCAACUUUAGAGAACCUGCCUGAGUCUCAGCCUAUUCCUUCCAUGGACCUCCGCGAACUUGAAUCAGUUGUAGAGGAUGCCACAUCUGACCUUGGAUAUCAUGAGAUCCCAGAAGACCCACUUGUGGCUGAAGAGUACUACGCUGAUGCAUUUGAUUCCUAUUGUGAAGAGAGUGAUGAGGAGGAAGAAGAAAUAGCGUUAGAAAGACCAGAGAAAGAAAUCAGGAAUGAGGGAUCCCAGCCUGCUUACAGAACGAACCAACAGGACAGUGAUAUCGAAGCAUUGGCCUGGUGUUUGGAAAAUGUCCUGGGUUGCACUUCUCUAGACACAAAGACCAUCACCACCAUGGCUGAAGACAUGUCCCCAGGACCACCAAUUUUCAACAGUGCGAUGGCCAGGACCAAGAUGAAACGCAUGAGGGAAUCAGCCAUGCAGAAGCUGGGGACAGAAGUAUUUGAAGAGGUCUAUAAUUACCUCAAGAGAGCAAGGCAUCAGAAUGCUAGCGAAGCAGAGAUCCGCGAGUGUUUGGAAAAAGUGGUGCCUCGAGCCAGCGACUGUUUUGAAGUGGACCAGCUCCUGUACUUUGAAGAGCAGUUGCUGAUCACGAUGGGAAAAGAACCUACUCUCCAGAACCAUCUCUAGGCAACUAUCAAAAAGAAGCAGAAGUUCAAGUGGACAAAUUUAUGUGAAAAUUCAUUUAACAUAUAAGCUGAACUCUAUUAUGGGGAAUGGAUACAAAAGCAGAGCUCCCAUCUUGACUUUCAAUUCCUCAUCAGAAGUACUGGCUUCUUUAGAGAGUAGUAAGCAUGGCUGCCUAUGCUUGGAGUCAUAAGUGUUAUUUGGACUUACCCUGAGAUAAGCUUAUAGAUCAAAUUUGGCUCCCUUGAAAAGCAUUUCUCUCAUGUGCGCCCUCGGGGCUUCCAGCAGGAUUGAGUCACCCUGACGAUGACCGGGGAGAAGCCGUGUGCUCUUCAUUAUUUUCAGCUGGAGGACAGAGCUCAGUGCCUGACUGCCUAGGGUCUCGUGGACUGUGGGCAGCCUGCCAGUGAAGGUCACUGGACUCUGGCCUACAACAUGCUGAGCUACAGCCCAGAAGCCAGACAUGCCUGUCUUAGCUGACCUGUUUUUGGUCCACUUUUGCCCUUCCAUGACUAACAAGGAAGAUAUGUGUGUAUUUCAUACACACACAAGGACCUGGAUUAAAAAUCCAACAAGUGAUUCUCUUCUAUGAUUUAUUUCAAACUCAUCCAUAGAUAAUUCAAGAUUUGUAUUCAAAAUAAACAUAGUUUUCACAGUUACAAAAUAAAUCACCUAUUUUAUCUUUUCCUUAUGUAAAA
Molecule: messenger RNA, 3294 nt
Organism: Gorilla gorilla gorilla (western lowland gorilla)
Lineage: Eukaryota; Metazoa; Chordata; Mammalia; Primates; Hominidae
Gene: NEK11
Product: NIMA related kinase 11
Exons: 19
Coding region: 536-2599 (687 amino acids)
Biological process (GO): protein phosphorylation
Molecular function (GO): ATP binding; protein kinase activity
Source: RefSeq, a predicted model, not a curated record